GAUGCGUUCAUUUCCUGGCCACAUAGCUGGCGGAGCGAGGGAGCCCGCAAGACCGAGACAUUGGGGGCAAAGCCUUGCCACCCGGGCCGCACCAUGUCCACCAAAGCGGAGCAGUUUGCUUCCAAGAUCCGCCACUUGCAGGAAUAUCAUAACCGGGUCCUCCACAACAUUUAUCCUGUACCUUCGGGAACUGACAUCGCAAACACCCUGAAAUACUUUUCUCAGACCUUGUUAAGCAUUUUGUCCCGCACAGGGAAGAAGGAAAGCCAAGAUGCCUCCAAUUUGACAGUGCCCAUGACCAUGUGUCUUUUUCCUGUGCCAUUCCCACUCACCCCAUCUCUAAGACCACAGGUCAGUUCCAUCAACCCUACUGUUACUCGCUCCCUCCUUUACAGCGUCCUGCGAGAUGCUCCAUCUGAACGUGGCCAGCAAAGUCGUGAUGCUCAAUUAUCAGAUUACCCUUCAUUGGACUAUCAAGGCCUUUACGUGACUUUGGUGACUCUGCUGGAGCUCAUUCCAUUACUACAGCAUGGUCAACAUGAUCUUGGACAGUCAAUAUUUUAUACAACGACAUGUUUGCUACCCUUUCUUAAUGAUGACAUUCUGAGUACUUUGCCCUACACAAUGAUAUCAACAUUAGCUACCUUUCCUCCGUUUCUACACAAGGAUAUUAUUGAAUAUCUUAGCACAUCUUUUCUACCCAUGGCUAUAUUGGGCUCAUCCAGGAGAGAAGGUGUUCCUGCCCAUGUUAAUCUCUCAGCAUCUUCCAUGUUAAUGAUAGCAAUGCAGUACACAUCAAAUCCAGUGUAUCAUUGCCAAUUAUUGGAAUGCCUCAUGAAAUAUAAGCAAGAAGUCUGGAAAGAUUUGCUGUAUGUUAUAGCAUAUGGACCUUCUCAAGUGAAACCACCAGCUGUGCAGAUGCUUUUUCACUAUUGGCCCAAUUUAAAACCUCCAGGGGCCAUAAGUGAGUACAGGGGAUUGCAGUACACAGCCUGGAAUCCCAUCCACUGCCAGCAUAUUGAAUGCCAUAAUGCAAUUAACAAACCAGCGGUGAAGAUGUGUAUAGACCCCUCUCUGUCAGUGGCUUUAGGAGACAAACCACCACCAUUAUAUCUUUGUGAAGAAUGUAGCCAGCGCAUUGCAGGGGAUCACAGCGAAUGGCUGAUUGAUGUUCUCCUCCCACAAGCUGAAAUAUCUGCUAUAUGUCAGAAAAAGAACUGUAGUUCUCAUGUGAGGAGGGCUGUUGUUACCUGCUUCUCAGCAGGGUGUUGUGGUCGCCAUGGAAACAGGCCUGUCCGGUACUGCAAAAGGUGCCAUUCAAAUCACCAUAAUAACGAAGUUGGGUCAUCAGGAGCUACAGCAGAGACACAUCUGUAUCAGACGUCACCUCCUCCCAUCAACACACGGGAAUGUGGGGCUGAGGAACUUGUGUGUACAGUAGAGGCUGUGAUUAGCUUGCUGAAGGAAGCUGAGUUUCAUGCUGAGCAGAGAGAAUAUGAACUAAAUCGUCGAAGACAAAUGGGGCUUUCCUCUUCCCAUCACUCCUUGGAUAACACUGACUUUGAUAACAAAGAUGAUGAUAAACAUGACCAACGACUGCUCAGCCAAUUUGGAAUAUGGUUCUUAGUGAGUCUUUGUACCCCUAGUGAGAAUACACCCACUGAAAGCUUAGCCAGACUGGUUAGCAUGGUCUUUCAGUGGUUCCACUCUACAGCUUACAUGAUGGAUGAUGAAGUUGGAAGUUUAGUAGAAAAGCUGAAACCUCAGUUUGUCACCAAGUGGUUGAAGACCGUGUGUGAUGUUCGCUUUGAUGUCAUGGUCAUGUGCCUGCUUCCCAAACCGAUGGAAUUUGCCAGGGUUGGUGGGUACUGGGACAAGUCCUGCAGCACAGUGACUCAGCUAAAGGAAGGUCUCAACCGCAUUCUUUGCCUGAUUCCCUACAAUGUGAUCAGUCAACCUGUGUGGGAAUGCAUCAUGCCAGAAUGGCUAGAAGCCAUCAGAACGGAAGUCCCAGAUAACCAGCUAAAAGAAUUCAGGGAAGUAUUAAGCAAAAUGUUUGACAUUGAGCUUUGCCCUCUUCCCUUCUCAAUGGAAGAGAUGUUUGGAUUUAUCAGUUGCCGGUUCACAGGAUACCCCUCUUCUGUGCAGGAGCAAGCUCUACUAUGGCUUCAUGUAUUAUCAGAGUUAGACAUCAUGGUUCCACUUCAGCUACUAAUAAGCAUGUUUUCUGAUGGAGUUAAUUCUGUCAAAGAGCUAGCAAAUCAAAGAAAAUCAAGAGUCAGUGAGCUGACAGGGACUCUUGCAGCUCGAAGGGUGAGUGUUGCCUCUGACCCUGGUCGCCGAGUUCAGCACCAUAUGUUAAGCCCAUUUCCCAGUCCUUUCCAGAGCCCUCUUCGAAGUCCCAUGCGCAGUCCAUUUCGGAGCCCUUUCAAGAACUUUGGCCACCCAGGAGGAAGGACUAUUGACUUUGAUUGUGAAGAUGAUGAAAUGAAUCUGAAUUGUUUCAUUCUCAUGUUUGAUCUCCUCCUGAAGCAGAUGGAGUUACAAGAUGAUGGAAUCACCAUGGGCUUAGAAAACAGUCUGUCUAAGGACAUCAUUUCCAUUAUAAAUAAUGUCUUCCAAGCCCCCUGGGGUGGUUCUCAUACUUGCCAGAAGGAUGAAAGAGCUAUUGAGUGCCACUUGUGUCAGUCAAGCAUCCUUUGCUAUCAGCUGGGGUGUGACCUCCUAGAACGACUGGCUCCUAAAGAAGAAAGCCGGCUAGUGGAGCCCACAGACAACCUUGAGGACAGUCUUCUCUAUUCCCGGCCUGAGUUUAUAAUAGGCACUGAAGGAGAAGAGGAUGAAAACCCUGUUGCAAAACAUGGAGAGAAUCCAGGAAAUCACACUGAACUCCCUGAAAACAUUGCAAUAAAGAAUGACACUGAAAGAAAAUUUUGUUACCAGCAACUUCCAGUAACUCUAAGGCUAAUAUAUACCAUUUUCCAGGAAAUGGCAAAGUUUGAAGAGCCUGACAUUCUUUUUAACAUGCUCAAUUGUCUGAAGAUUCUCUGUCUUCACGGAGAGUGUUUGUACAUUGCAAGGAAGGAUUAUCCACAGUUUUUAGCCUACAUUCAGGAUCAUAUGCUAAUUGCAAGCUUAUGGAGAGUCAUCAAGUCUGAAUUCUCCCAGCUGUCUUCACUAGCAGUUCCUCUCCUUCUUCAUGCUUUGUCACUUCCUCAUGGUGCUGAUAUCUUCUGGACAAUCAUAAAUGGCAACUUCAAUAGUAAAGACUGGAAAAUGAGGUUUGAAGCAGUGGAGAAAGUGGCAGUCCUGUGCCGGUUUCUGGACAUUCAUUCAGUGACUAAAAACCAUCUGCUGAAGUACUCUUUGGCGCAUGCCUUCUGCUGCUUUCUGACAGCUGUAGAGGAUGUCAACCCUGCGGUGGCUACAAGAGCAGGGCUCUUGCUUGAUACCAUAAAGAGGCCAGCUUUACAGGGCCUAUGUUUAUGCCUUGACUUCCAGUUUGAUACAGUUGUUAAGGAUAGACCCACAAUUCUUAGCAAGCUUUUACUCCUACAUUUUCUUAAGCAAGAUAUACCUGCAUUGAGCUGGGAAUUUUUUGUUAAUAGAUUUGAGACCCUUUCUCUGGAGGCUCAGCUGCAUUUGGAUUGCAACAAAGAGUUUCCUUUUCCAACAACGAUCACUGCUGUAAGGACCAAUGUUGCUAACCUCAGUGAUGCAGCAUUGUGGAAGAUCAAGAGGGCUCGUUUUGCAAGGAAUCGCCAGAAAAGUGUGCGUUCCCUGAGAGACAGCGUGAAAGGGCCUGUGGAAUCAAAGAGGGCACUAUCCCUUCCUGAAACUCUAACCUCCAAAAUUCCUGUGAGGUUGACCAGGCAUGAGCAGUCUGCUCCAGCUCUCGGUGGGACACCUGAACAAACGCCAGGGCAACAGUCUCCUGAGAAUGAUAACACCAUAAAGGACCUGCUUCCCGAGGAUGCUGGGAUUGACCAUCAGACAGUUCACCAGCUGAUUACCGUUUUAAUGAAGUUUAUGGCUAAAGAUGAGAGCAGUGCAGAGUCAGAUAUCAGUAGUGCUAAGGCCUUUAAUACUGUCAAACGGCACCUUUAUGUUUUACUUGGUUAUGACCAGCAAGAAGGAUGCUUUAUGAUUGCCCCUCAAAAAAUGCGCCUCUCAACUUGUUUCAAUGCAUUUAUUGCUGGAAUUGCACAAGUGAUGGAUUAUAACAUCAAUCUGGGAAAACAUCUUCUUCCUUUAGUGGUUCAAGUGCUUAAGUACUGCUCUUGUCCUCAGCUGCGACAUUACUUUCAACAGCCGCCUCGUUGCUCUCUCUGGUCCCUGAAGCCUCAUAUUCGGCAGAUGUGGUUGAAGGCCUUACUUGUUAUUCUUUAUAAGUAUCCAUACCGAGAUUGUGAUAUCAGCAAAGUUAUGUUACAUCUGAUCCACAUAACAGUCAAUACGCUCAACGCACAGUAUCACAGCUGUAGACCUCAUGCUACUGCAGGACCUUUGUACAGUGACAACAGUAACAUCAGCAGAUACAGUGAGAAAGAAAAAGAGGAAGAUAGUGUUUUUGAUGAAUCUGAUAUUCAUGAUACACCUACUGGACCCUGCAAUAAGGAGUCUCAAACUUUUUUUGCAAGAUUGAAAAGGAUAGGCGGCAGCAAAAUGGUGAAAUAUCAACCGGUUGAGAUGAAUGUGCAGAGAAGUGAAAUAGAACUGGCUGAAUAUAGAGAAACGGGUGCAUUUCAAGACAGCAUUCUACGCUGUGUGAGAGAAGAAAGCAUUCAGAAAAAAAAGCUGCGCUCUUUAAAACAAAAAUCUCUUGAUAUAGGGAAUGCAGACUCCCUGUUGUUUACAUUAGAUGAGCAUCGUAGGAAGUCCUGCAUAGACCGGUGCGAUAUAGAUAAGCCAUCUACCCAUGCCGCUUACAUCACACACAGACAUAAUGAUUAUGGAAGACCCAGACAGAAUUCUUCUACCAGGCUGGACAAUGCAGAAAUCCCCGAGAACCCCACUAUAGAGAGUUUUCAGGAAACCCGAAGACCAGUAAUACCAGAAGUCAGAUUAAAUUGCAUGGAGACAUUUGAGGUAAAAGUUGAUUCUCCAGAAAAACCUUCUACUCCUAAAGAGGAUUUAGAUCUUAUUGAUUUGUCAUCAGAUUCCACAUCAGGGCACGAAAAGUGCUCUAUCCUCUCCACAUCAGACAGUGACUCUCUUGUCUUUGAGCCUCUUCCUCCUCUCCGAAUAGUGGAAAGUGAUGAAGAGGAGGAAACGAUGGAACAAAGUACUGAGGGUGUGUCUACAAAAAACAUUUUGUCUUUUCCUUCAACUCCCACUGGACCAUCUGUGCUCAGUUUAAGUACAACUCCUCUUGUGCAAGUUAGUAUAGAAGAUUGCUCUAAAGAUUUUACUUCUAAAGACAGAAGAAAUAGUCAGUCAUCAGGGAAAAAGGAAUCCCCUCCUCUGCUUUCUGAAGAGUCAAAAGAUGGUGAAGAGUUGUCAAAGCUGGAGGCACUUCAAGAAUUUUCCUGUGGUAGCCCUCUCACUCUGAAGCAGAAGCGAGACCUUCUGCAGAAAUCUUUUGCCCUUCCUGAGAUGUCAGUUGAUGACAGCACUGAGAUUAACAUGGAGGAAGAAAAAGAAGGUGAACAAAGCUCAAGUUCAUGUGCUAAAACAGUCCUCCUUAAAGUUCCUGAAGAUGCUGAGAGCCAGUCUGAAAGUGAAAAGCCUGAUGCUGGUGCUGAAUCUGACACAGAGCAGAAUGCUGAGCAAAAGACAGGAGAGGAUGGAACUGAGGAGUCUGAAUUUAAGAUCCAGAUCGUACCUAGGCAAAGGAAGCAGAGGAAGAUUGCAGUCAGUGCUAUCCAGAGAGAGUACCUGGACAUUUCCUUCAACAUUCUAGACAAACUGGGAGAGCAGAAGGAAUCAGAUCCUUCUGCUAAAGGACUUUCAACUUUGGAAAUGCCCAGGGAAUCUUCCUCUGCACCAACUUUAGAAGCAGGCGUUCCAGAAACAAGUAGCCAUUCUUCUAUAUCAACUCAGUAUAGGCAGAUGAAAAGGGGAUCAUUGGGAGCUCUGACAAUGAGCCAAUUAAUGAAGCGACAGCUGGAACAUCAGUCUAGCGCCCCUCACAACAUCAGCAACUGGGACACUGAACAGAUACAGCCUGGGAAGCGUCAGUGUAAUGUGCCAGUAUGCCUAAAUCCAGAACUGGAAGGACCCCCACUAAGAAUGAGAGGUGCUACUAAGUCCAGUCUGCUAUCAGCGCCCAGCAUAGUCAGCAUGUUUGUACCUGCACCAGAGGACUUCACAGAUGAGCAGCCAACGAUGAUGACUGACAAAUGCCAUGACUGUGGGGCCAUUCUUGAAGAAUAUGAUGAAGAAACACUAGGGCUAGCCAUUGUAGUGCUCUCCACAUUCAUCCACCUAAGUCCAGAUCUUGCGGCUCCUUUGUUGUUGGAUAUCAUGCAGUCUGUGGGAAGAUUGGCAUCCAGCACCAGUUUCUCCAACCAAGCAGAAAGCAUGAUGAUCCCGGGUAAUGCUGCAGGGGUGGCAAAGCAGUUUCUUCGCUGUAUCUUCCAUCAGUUAGCACCCAAUGGGAUAUUCCCACAGCUGUUCCAGAGCAGUAUAAAAGAUGGGAGCUUUUUAAGAACCUUAGCUACAUCUCUCAUGGACUUCAAUGAACUUAGUUCCAUUGCUGCUCUCAGUCAGCUGUUGGAGGGUUUGAAUAACAAAAAGAAUUUGCCAGCAGGGGGUGCCAUGUUACGCUGCUUAGAAAACAUUGCCACCUUUAUGGAAGCUUUGCCAAUGGAUUCUCCGAGCAACCUCUGGACUACCAUCAGUAACCAGUUUCAGACUUUCUUUACCAAACUGCCUUGUGUGUUACCUCUAAAGUGUUCUUUAGAUUCCAGUUUGAGAAUAAUGAUCUGCCUCCUGAAGAUACCUACCACCAGUGCUACAAGGAGUCUGCUGGAACCAUUUUCAAAACUUCUCAGCUUUGUCAUUCAAAAUGCUGUCUUCACGUUGGCCUACUUGGUGGAAUUGUGUGGCUUAUGCUAUAGAGCUUUUACUAAGGAACGGGAUAAAUUCUACUUGUCUCGUAGUGUUGUCUUAGAGCUACUCCAAGCUCUGAAGUUAAAGUCUCCUUUGCCAGAUACAAACCUACUACUGCUGGUCCAGUUUGUUUGUGCAGAUGCUGGAACCAAACUAGCUGAGUCGACAAUCCUGCACAAGCAGAUGAUCGCAUCCAUGCCUGGAUGUGGAACAGCAGCUAUGGAAUGCAUGAGACAAUAUGUUAAUGAAGUACUGGACUUUAUUGCUGACAUGCAUACGUUAACCAAACUUAAGAGUCACAUGAAGACAUGCUCUCAGCCUUUACAUGAAGAUACCUUUGGUGGACAUCUCAAAGUUGGGUUGGCUCAGAUUGCAGCCAUGGAAAUCACAAGAGGCAACCAUAGGGAUAAUAAAGCUGUUAUUCGCUACCUCCCCUGGCUCUACCAUCCUCCCUCUGCAAUGCAACAAGGACCUAAAGAAUUCAUUGAGUGUGUUUCUCAUAUCCGCUUGCUGUCCUGGCUGCUUUUGGGUUCACUCACACAUAACUCUGUGUGUUUAAAUCCCUCAUCUCCCUGUAUGCCAAUUCCUCUGGAUGCAGGGUCCCACAUUGCAGAUCAUCUUAUCGUUAUUCUGAUUGGAUUUCCUGAGCAAUCAAAGACAUCUGUGUUGCAUAUGUGUUCCCUCUUCCAUGCAUUUAUCUUCGCUCAACUAUGGACAGUCUACUGUGAACAAACUGCUGUUGCGCCCUCUGUCCAAAAUCAGAAUGAAUUUAGCUUUACAGCCAUCCUCACUGCACUGGAGUUCUGGAGUCGCGUCACACCAAGCAUCCUACAGCUAAUGGCACAUAACAAAGUGAUGGUAGAAAUGGUGUGUCUCCAUGUGAUCAGUUUGAUGGAAGCACUGCAAGAAUGCAAUUCAACCAUUUUUGUCAAGCUUAUACCUAUGUGGCUGCCAAUGAUUCAGUCAAACUUGAAGCAUUUAUCAGCUGGACUACAACUACGACUUCAAGCAAUUCAGAACAAUGUGAACCACCACAGCCUAAGGAUACUGCAGGGCUCAGGACAGACAAGCACGAGCUCAUCCGCACUCCGGAAGUGGCUCCAGUGCACCCAGUUCAAAAUGGCCCAGGUGGAGAUCCAAUCCUCAGAAGCUGCCUCCCAGUUCUACCCUCUAUGAACAGGGCGUGUUGCUUCUAGCGUGAACACUCUGGUUCAGCAAUAACGGGAUUCCAGACAAAUACUAGGAUCCACGCAGGUUUGAGAAGGCAUUGGGGACCUCUGCACCCCCUCUGUAGUUUAGAUACAGACAUGCGGAGCCUGCCGAUGGCCGUGUCGAAGCUUUCCUGCUUCACCUGUUUCUGACGUCUCCUUGGGCUAGCCAAUUAAGUGUUUCCUUACAUUCUUUUUUAAGAACCAAAUCAUUUCUCUUUAACUGACUUCUAUUUUUUUUAAGAAGAAAAAAAAAUAGACUGGUGGGCACUCACAGAAAAGUUGUAUAAGUCCCCCUGUUGCUAUUUUUGAUGACAGAGAAUAAAUAGGGUUUUUGAA
Molecule: messenger RNA, 8600 nt
Organism: Sarcophilus harrisii (Tasmanian devil)
Lineage: Eukaryota; Metazoa; Chordata; Mammalia; Dasyuromorphia; Dasyuridae
Gene: UNC79
Product: unc-79 homolog, NALCN channel complex subunit
Exons: 52
Coding region: 94-8229 (2711 amino acids)
Molecular function (GO): protein binding
Source: RefSeq, a predicted model, not a curated record